GUACGGCGUUCAUUUAUAUUAAGAGACCCGGGAGUUUUAUUUAACGCGGAAAAUUUGUUUUUUUGCUACAACUUGAAUUUUGCGAGAAUAAAGAAUUGUGUUUCAUCGAUUUUAAACAACAAAAUGUCCGCUCAGGCCACUAAAAAUUGUAUAACCCUUAAGGGUUCAGCCCAAAUUAUUGCUGAAUAUUUGAAAUACGGUAUUAAUUCGAUUUUGUUCCAAAGAGGAAUAUAUCCAGCUGAGACAUUUGAAAGCACUCAACAAUACGGUCUAACAAUUCUCAUGUCCAAAGAUCCAAAAAUCGAAGAAUUCCUAAAGAAGGUACUGGAACAAACGGAAGAAUGGCUUGGCAAGAAUAUGAUCAAUAAAGUGUCAAUGGUCAUCACUAAUGCGCACACCAAAGAAGUUCUGGAAUGCUGGGAUUUCAAGAUGAACGCAGAGCUGGGUGAUGGCGAAACUAUUGAUCCUCAAAAAUUGACAUCAUCCAAAGAAUUGAAACGUAUACAAAAUGAAAUACGAGAUGUAAUGCGUCAAAUAUCGGCAACAGUUACCUAUUUGCCAUUGUUGGAUUGUAUUUGUACAUUUGACGUGAUGAUUCACACCUUGCAAACUUGUGAUAUACCAGAAAGUUGGGAUGAAACAGGACCGGCAUUUAUACAGAAUGCCCAGGCGGUGCAGCUACGUUCUUUCUCGACGGGCUUACAUAAAGUUGAUACUGUUGUUAAUUAUAAGAUGUCCUCGUAGUGAAACAUUAGCUUUUAUUCUAUUUAUUAUUAUUAUUUUCUUGCUGAUAACAAUUUACAGCUAUAUAUGUGUCUGAUUGUCUUUAAAUUUUCCAAUAUUUUAUGAAAAAAAUCAAAAAAUGACAAAACCGAAUUUAAA
Messenger RNA from Musca domestica (house fly), 882 nucleotides. RefSeq names its product mitotic spindle assembly checkpoint protein MAD2A (gene mad2). Gene Ontology annotation, biological process: mitotic spindle assembly checkpoint signaling. Gene Ontology annotation, cellular component: nucleoplasm; kinetochore; cytoplasm. The record is from RefSeq and is a predicted model, not a curated record. The coding region runs from base 124 to 744 and encodes 206 amino acids. The transcript has 2 exons. NCBI's taxonomy places the organism in Eukaryota, Metazoa, Arthropoda, Insecta, Diptera, Muscidae.